Messenger RNA from Recurvomyces mirabilis, 1797 nucleotides. RefSeq lists its product as uncharacterized. The transcript is spliced from 5 exons. The record is from RefSeq and is a predicted model, not a curated record. Gene Ontology annotation, molecular function: N,N-dimethylaniline monooxygenase activity; NADP binding; flavin adenine dinucleotide binding. NCBI's taxonomy places the organism in Eukaryota, Fungi, Ascomycota, Dothideomycetes, Mycosphaerellales, Teratosphaeriaceae. The coding region runs from base 1 to 1797 and encodes 598 amino acids.
AUGGCUGGAGCUUUCAUGAAAGACGACGCCUCUGUCGAAGAUCUCUAUGCUCAAGACCCAACAGUCGUCCUCAACGGUACCCCAGACGAAGCCAACGGACCAACACCCUCACCAUUCCAACGCUACGGCCAACCAUUACCCGCAGAAUGGAUCCCCCUCUACAAGAAGCCCAUGCGAACACCCACGCGCAAGUUGCGUAUCGUCUGCAUAGGCGCGAGCGUAGCAGCGAUGAAUCUCGCCUACAAAGUCUACCACGAGCACGCCCUCUCCGGCCCCGGAUCAGCUGAUCUUAUCGACCUCUGCUUCUACGAUUCCAAUGAGUCCAUGGGAGGCACCUGGCUCGUGAACACUUACCCUGGUGUAGCGUGUGAUGUCCCGGCACAUAUCUACACGUUCCCGUUCGAACCUAACCCGGACUGGAGUGCUUUCUAUGCUUCUGGGGAGGAGAUCUUGGAGUACUUUUUGCGGACAGUGAAGAAGUAUGAUCUCGGUAGGGAUGUGAAUUGCGGACAUCGCGUGACCAGAGCGGUGUUCGACGAGCGGCAAGGGAAGUGGGAUUUGGAAGUCGAGACUCAAGGUGGCGUGGUAAAGGACAGUUGCGAUAUCCUCGUCUCUGCGCGAGGAUUCUUAUCCAAAUGGCGGUGGCCGGGUAUCCCGGGUCUCCACGACUUUCAAGGUCAUCUCUGCCACUCAGCAGUCUGGAAUAAAGCCUUCGACUGGACGGACAAACGCAUAGGCGUUGUAGGAAAUGGCAGUUCCGCUAUCCAGAUCCUCCCGCAAGUUGUAGAGAAAGCGGCACAGGUAACCAAUUUCAUCCGAUCACCUACAUACAUCACCCCCGGUCUGGGGUCUAGUAUCAUAGGCGGUCAAACACAAUACCACUACAGCGAAGAAGAAAAAGCGAGUUUUCGACAGGAUCCAGCCGGGUUGAAUAAGUAUCGUAAGAAGAUCCAGGCGGGCAGCAACAAGGCCUUCGACAUGUUCGUCAAGAACUCGGUCGCGCAAGAGGAAGGACGCAAAGCCACGGCGGAAAUGAUGAAGAAGAAACUCGGUGGCGAUGAGGACUUGGCGCGGAAACUGACGCCGGAGUAUGAAGUCGGAUGUCGACGUGCUACGCCUGGUCCUGGUUACCUUGAGGCUUUCACGAGGGAGAAUGUUAGUUUGGUUACGGAGAGUAUUGAACGGGUUGAAGCGAAGGGGAUAAGGACGACGGAUGGGAGGUUGUAUGAGUUCGAUGCUAUCGUCUGUGCGACGGGAUUCGACGUCUCGCAUCGUCCUCCCUACGAGCAGAUUGGAAGAAAUGGUGUUUCGUUGAGUGAGGCGUGGAAGGAGGAGCCGAUGGCUUAUUUGUCGCUUGCUGCGGCGGGAUUUCCGAAUUUCUUCAUGUUCUGUGGACCCAAUGCUCCCGUGGGACACGGUAGCCUCAUGGCGGGGUUGGGAUGGUCAGCAGAUUAUAUUUGUUCGUGGGCGUGGAAGAUGGCGGAGGAGGACAUUCUGUGGGUGGAUCCGAAGCCCGAGGUUGUCGAGGAGUUUAAUGCGUAUGCGGACGAGAUCAUGCAGACGCUGGUGUGGAGCGGCGGGUGUCAGAGUUGGUAUAAGGGGCAUCGGGUUGAUGGGAAGGUUACUGCUGUCUGGGCUGGGUCGGCGAUUGGCUUUCAUGAUAUGAUUGAGCAUAUCCGACCGGAGGAUUUCGAGAUAAGGUAUAGGAGUAAGAAUCGCUUCCGUUUCAUGGGGAACGGGAGGACGAAGAUGGAGUACGAUCCGAAGGCAGACUUGGCAUUCUAUUUACACAAGUGA